Molecule: messenger RNA, 606 nt
Organism: Penicillium robsamsonii
Lineage: Eukaryota; Fungi; Ascomycota; Eurotiomycetes; Eurotiales; Aspergillaceae
Product: Large-conductance mechanosensitive channel
Exons: 4
Coding region: 1-606 (201 amino acids)
Biological process (GO): intracellular water homeostasis; monoatomic ion transport
Molecular function (GO): mechanosensitive monoatomic ion channel activity
Source: RefSeq, a predicted model, not a curated record
AUGCGCGGUCUCGACGAAAGCACCGAGGUCCUUUUACGCACUGGCCAGAAGGCCCAGGAACAAGUGCGACAUGCUUGGGAUGGGUUUAUGAAUUUUGCCGCGCGAGAUAAUGUUCUCGAGGUUGCAUUGGGUUUGAUUAUAGCUAAUUCGUUCACAAAAGUCGUCACAUCUUUCGUAUCAGACUUGAUUCUGCCAAUUGUUUCCCUACUGCCAUUCCUGAACCGGAAUAUGGAUGAGAAAUUUGCUGUUCUCUCAAAGGGUCCGAAUUAUGACCAGCAGGAUGGGUAUAACACCCUCUACCAAGCGAGAGAAGAUGGAGCACUGGUUCUGGCUUAUGGAUUGUUUAUCGAGACUGUUAUCAACUUCUUGGGUGUUAGCCUUACUCUGUACGCAGUCGGACAUUUGUACAUGCUUCUCACUCAUGACAAAAUCAUUAAGCCUACUGUUCGGUGUCCGUACUGCAAGCAGUAUAUCGGUGAAUCGGCGCUUCGCUGUCGCCAUUGCUCAACAUGGCAAGACGGAAGGGAGGAUGAGCCUCGGAGUGAUAGAAGUUCUCGCGGGGAAUUGGCUGAUGCCGAGUCGAGUCUUAUUGGGGAAGCUCCCUAG